AUAAUUCUUUUAGUUAUAUAGUUCCAGCUACUGGGAUUCUAGUAUAUUGCAGAACAAAGACAAAAGUUUAAGCCCGGAUCGAUUCUUGGUCUUCCUGGUUCCAUACAUUUGAAAUAUUGGGUGAAAAAUGGUUAAAUCCUGUUGGAAUCCAUCGGCUGAAGUUGAUUAUUGCAGCCGUGUUAAUGGUUCGUUGUGGUAUAAAGAUUUGGGGCAACAUGCCUAUGGAGAAUUCUCCAUGGCCGUGAUUCAAGCCAAUGGUUUGUUGGAGGAUCAAAGCCAACUCGAAUCAGGGCCGUUGAGUUCGAGUGGUUAUGGACCUUAUGGGACGUUCAUCGGUGUGUAUGAUGGACAUGGUGGAAUUGAGGCUUCGCGCUACAUCAAUGACAACCUUUUCUACAAUCUUAAGUCAAUUGCAACCGAGCAUCAAGAAAUAUCAGUAAAUGUUCUUAGAAAAGCUUUCUCAGCAACAGAAGAGAAUUUUCUUUCCCUUGUGAGGAAACAAUGGCUCGGUAAGCCACAUAUGGCGUCGGUGGGAUCGUGCUGUUUGACCGGAGUGAUCUGCAAUGGACUGCUAUAUAUUGCUAAUGCCGGUGAUUCAAGAGUGGUUUUAGGCAGAUCAGGAAGAGGAACAAAGGGGUUCAAAGCCCUGCGAUUAUCCACUGACCAUAAUGCAAGUAUGAAUGCUGUGAGAGAAGAGCUUCGGUCAUUGCAUCCCAAUGAUCCACACAUUGUUUUGAUGAAACACAGAGUUUGGCGUGUCAAGGGCUUGAUACAGAUCUCAAGAUCCAUUGGUGAUGCAUAUUUAAAGAAGGAAGAGUUCAACAAAGAGCCUCUCUUGCCUAAAUUUAGACUGCCUGAACCUUUGCGAAAGCCAGUCCUUAGUGCCGAGCCAUCGGUGUUGGUACACAAACUUCACCAUGAUGACCAGUUUCUCAUAUUUGCUUUUGAUGGUCUGUGGGAGCAACUUAGCAACCAGGAGGCUGUUAAAAUUGUCCAGACUAGCCCACGCCAUGGAAUUGCUAGGAAACUUGUGAAAGCUGCACUCAAGGAAGCAGCAAAAAAGAGAGAAAUGAGAUACUCAGACCUGAAAAAGAUUGAUAGAGGAGUGAGGAGGCAUUUUCAUGAUGAUAUCACAGUCAUAGUUGUGUUUAUAGACCCCCAUUUGAUCAAUAGGAGCUCCUCCUCUUCCUCCUACCCGUUAUAGAUAAAAGCAGGACUGGCCGUUGAUAGUGGUGGUACUUCGUAGCCAGCUAAGAUUGGAGUUAAAUUUCUCAAAAUUUAUCCACCAUAGCAAUGAGAAACAAGGGGCUUCUUUGUUUGUUUGUUU
Molecule: messenger RNA, 1327 nt
Organism: Hibiscus syriacus
Lineage: Eukaryota; Viridiplantae; Streptophyta; Magnoliopsida; Malvales; Malvaceae
Product: probable protein phosphatase 2C 38
Exons: 4
Coding region: 128-1204 (358 amino acids)
Biological process (GO): protein dephosphorylation
Molecular function (GO): protein serine/threonine phosphatase activity; cation binding
Source: RefSeq, a predicted model, not a curated record